This is a messenger RNA of Ostrea edulis (European flat oyster), 2544 nucleotides long. RefSeq lists its product as uncharacterized. The record is from RefSeq and is a predicted model, not a curated record. The coding region runs from base 1 to 2544 and encodes 847 amino acids. The transcript has a single exon. NCBI's taxonomy places the organism in Eukaryota, Metazoa, Mollusca, Bivalvia, Ostreida, Ostreidae.
AUGUCGGACAAAGAUGAGCCAGUUACGUUGGAUAGAAGUACGCCACUUACAUCAGGCAGAAAUGAACUGAACUCUGAGAAAACUGACAGCUCAAUGCGGUGUCCUAUUCAUGGUGGUAAUGCUGCUCAUUCACUGAGGGAAUGUCAUAAGUUUCGUAAAAGGCCGUACAAGGAGAAGGUAGACUAUCUGUUUAAACAUGGAUAUUGCCUAAGAUGUUGCGGGCAAAAACGGCACACCAAAAAGAACUGUCGUGAAAACGUGAAGUGUGAUGUGUGCGGUUCUCUCAAUCAUGUGACAAUUCUGCAUUCCGAUGUUGCUCCUGGGAAAUUUCAUGAGGGGGAGCAGUUGACAGUUUCAACAUCGUGCACCGAAGUGUGUAAUGUGCAACAGAACACUAGUAAAUCCUGCGCAAAAAUCUCACUGAUCAAAGUAUAUCCGGAAGGACAACCGUACCGUGCACGCCAUGUGUAUUGCGUAAUCGAUGACCAAAGCAACCAGUCUUUGGCGUCAUCAUCCUUUUUUGACGCAUUUGGAGAGUCUGGUCCAGAAACUGAAUAUGUACUUUCGACAUGUGCAGGGAGAUCAGUUACAUCAGGAAGAAAGGCAUCUGGAUACAUCGCACAAUCACUUGAUGGAUCUUACACUUACAAAUUACCUUGUUUGAUUGAGUGUAAUGAAAUACCAAAUAACCGUGAUGAAAUCCCCUCAAAAUCUGUUGCUCGUCAUUAUUCUCAUUUGGCGGAUAUACAGGACUAUAUUCCGGAGAUUGACACUGGAGCCAACAUCGAGAUAUUGAUUGGUCGGGAUCUUACAACAGCGCAUCAUGUGUUAGAUCAGAGAGUUGGUCAGGAUGGCUUACCUUUUGGACAGAAAUUACCUCUCGGCUGGGUUGUGGUAGGAAACGUCUGCCUUGGGAAAGUCCAUCAACCAGAAAUUGUCAGUGUGAUGAAAACUUCCGUACUUACCAAUGGACGCGCCUCACAUUUAAUACCCUGUGACAGUGAGUUUUCUGUGAAGGAAGGGUAUCCGGAUAUCUUUCAACGCUCGCCAGGAGAUGAAAAACUAGGUCUCUCUAUUCAGGAUAAGAAGUUCAUGGAUAUCAUGGAAUCAGGCUACAAGAGAUCUACUGAUGGGUUCUGGGAAGCACCGUUACCAUUUCAGGUAUGCAGACAAACUCUACCGAAUAACCACUCGAUGGCUUUACGUAGGGCCAUGUCGUUUGAUAGAAACUUACGAUCUAAUCCGAUCAAGUGUAAACAGGUUGUCGAUUUCAUGGACAAACUUCUAGUGAAUCACCAUGCAGAGUUAGCCCCGGAACUACCUGCUGUGUCUGAACGAUGGUACUUACCUAUGUUCGCCGUACAUCACCCUAAGAAACCAGAAAGUGUACGCGUGGUGUUCGACUCUUCGGCUAAGUAUAAGGAUUCGUCGUUAAACUCUGUGCUAUUACAAGGCCCAGACAUACUGAACAACUUGCUUGGUAUAUUACUUCGCUGCCGGAAAGAGAAAGUUGCCGCAACCAUGGACGUGGAGCACAUGUUUUAUAACUUCAAGGUGCCCGAAAAGCAACGUUGCUACUUGCGAUUUUUGUGGCACCAGAAUAACGACAUUGACCAGCCGCUUAUUGAAUAUCAAAUGACUAGACAUGUGUUUGGUAAUUCUACCUCACCUUCCAUCGCUAAUUAUGGAUUCCGGAAAAUUGUCGAGGGUGCGGAUAAGGAUGUACAAGACCUUAUCAAUGAAAAUUUCUAUGUAGACGAUGGAUUAGUGUUGUGUAAAACCGUGGACCAAACAGUUGACCUCGUGCUUCGAACUCAGCAAACGCUGCAGGAUAGAGGGAGAGUAAGACUCCACAAGUUUGCCUCGAACAGUAGGCAUGUACUCAACGCUUUGGAUCAAGCUGAUUUAGCCAAGAAUCUGAAGGACUUAGACUUAGGAACUGCUGCACUUCCUACUCAGAGAAGUCUAGGACUUUUAUGGAAUACUGAAAGUGACUCUUUCAUAUUUAGCGUGAAUCAGGUGGAAAAACCAUACACCAGACGUGGCCUGUUGUCAACCAUCAACAGUGUCUUUGAUCCUAUUGGAUUUGUACAACCUGUCGUUAUCGAGGGGAAAAUUCUUCUUCGCGAGAUGAUGUCCGUCACCAAGAAAACUGACUGGGACGACCCAUUACCAGAGGCCUUACACGACAAAUGGGUCUCGUGGAUACAUUCAUUAGCCUGUCUCGAGGAGCUUCAUAUCCCUAGAAUGUACAGUGACAUUUCGUUUGAAGACGCCAUCCGCAGAGAAGUCUUGGUCUUUGCAGAUGCUUCAAAGAACGCAAUAGCUGCCUCAGCAUACCUCAAACUUUAUGAUGUCAAUAGAUCAACUAUCAGCUUCCUAAUGGGCAAGGCUAAGGUGGCACCCAAUCAUGGCCAUUCAAUCCCUCGAUUGGAAUUAUGUGCAGCGGUCCUCGCUACAGAAAUUGCAGAAAGCAUAGCAGAACAGUUGAGCAUUCACAAGGACAACUUUAGUUUCUUCACGGACAGCCAAGUGGUACUUUGA